This is a messenger RNA of Ilex paraguariensis (yerba mate), 888 nucleotides long. The record is from the annotation of a GenBank genome assembly. NCBI's taxonomy places the organism in Eukaryota, Viridiplantae, Streptophyta, Magnoliopsida, Aquifoliales, Aquifoliaceae.
AUGGACCAAUACUCACAAUACUUGAUGUGGGUGAGGAGCAAACAAAUUCCGAAUUCAAACUGUCAAGCAUCGUUGAAUUCACUCAGCAACUCGUGGGAAGAACAGGCCUUCGCUGAAGACGCUGCGGGUCCUCUUGGGGGAUUCAUAUGGCCUCCCAGAUCCUAUUCUUGUAGCUUCUGUAAACGAGAAUUCAGGUCUGCUCAAGCCCUAGGUGGUCACAUGAAUGUCCACAGGAGGGAUAGAGCUAGGCUCAAGCAAUCUCUUAGCCCACAAAGUGAAGUUCUUGACACUCAAAACCAUAACCAGAGUCUCUCCAAAUCAUUGGGGACUCAAUACCUACAUCAGAUUUUCACCCCAGAUUCAAAUUCUAACCCUAGUUUUGCAACAUCGCCUGUCUCAUCUUCUAGGAUUUCAGCCUUGUCCACUUUGGAGAAUUUCAAUGAAAAUAAUACCUCUAUGUUCCCUUUUUCUUCCUCUAUUCUUCAUGAAACCCCAAAGGAAUUUCCUUAUUCUUUGCCUCCUUCUUGGUCAGAUUCUGAGACAGUUACGCUUGUUAGUGUUUCAGAUUCAAAAGCUGCAUGUGAGAAGACCAGAAGGAAAGAAGAAUCUGUAUUACUGGGUCAUGAUGACUCUGUUGAAACAAAUUUGACUGUGGGCUUGAAUUUGGCAGUUUCCCAAAAUCUAUCUGAUGGUGAUGAGACGAUCAAAAACAAGAGACUAAAGAGAAGUGCUGUGUCAUCAUUGCCUUUGUUCCUCAGAUCAUGUUCAAGUAAUUUAUUUCCUUUCGAGUCAGAGGCAUUAGGACUCAAGACCAGUUCUAUGGAGGACAUAGACCUUGAGCUCAGGCUAGGUGAUCCACCAGCAAAGUACACCUACAAAUGCUUUUAG